AAAUAACGGAGUUUACAGAUGUGGGUUCGCGCAGAGUCAGGAGGCGUAUGAUAAGGCAGUGAAUGAUUUGUUUAGUACACUGGACAUGAUAGAGGAUCACCUGGGAAGCUCGCGGUACUUGUGUGAAGACAAACUGACGCUUGCAGAUGUGUGCUUGUUCACGACGUUGAUCAGGUUUGAUCUUGCGUAUAAUGUGUUGUUCAAAUGUACGAAGAAGAAGAUCGUGGAAUAUCCAAAUAUUCAUGGUUACAUGCGUGAUAUAUACCAGAUUCCAGAGGUGGCGGAUACUUGUAAUUUUGGUGCUAUAGUGCAUGGGUAUUUCAGAAUUCUGUUUCCGCUAAACCCAGGUGCCAUUCAGCCAAUCAUACCUUCCGCUUGCGAGCACCAAGCCCUCUUGAAACCUCACAACAGGGCUUCUCUUCCAUGACCAUGCACGUGUACAGAUCCCAGAUGCAUAUGCAUGUAUAUACCUCGGAUCGUAGCCACUGUUCGACGUGUAUAAAUUUUGAUGAACUUUAAAAAGCUGAUAUCGUAAUGUAAGUUUCUUUUUUAGGGGAUGGGAGAAAGAAUUUGAACCCGAGCUGCUAAAUUUACGAAAAAGAAUAUUGAAUCAUUGAGGUUGAUGCUUUUAGAAUUACCCAAAA
This is a messenger RNA of Carica papaya (papaya), 644 nucleotides long. Its product is annotated as Glutathione S-transferase family protein. Gene Ontology annotation, molecular function: glutathione transferase activity. The record is from RefSeq and is a predicted model, not a curated record. NCBI's taxonomy places the organism in Eukaryota, Viridiplantae, Streptophyta, Magnoliopsida, Brassicales, Caricaceae. Gene Ontology annotation, cellular component: cytoplasm.